Pseudomyrmex gracilis is the source of this 548-nucleotide messenger RNA. RefSeq names its product NADH dehydrogenase [ubiquinone] 1 beta subcomplex subunit 3 (gene ND-B12). Gene Ontology annotation, biological process: mitochondrial respiratory chain complex I assembly; electron transport chain. NCBI's taxonomy places the organism in Eukaryota, Metazoa, Arthropoda, Insecta, Hymenoptera, Formicidae. Gene Ontology annotation, cellular component: mitochondrion. The coding region runs from base 110 to 412 and encodes 100 amino acids. The record is from RefSeq and is a predicted model, not a curated record. The transcript is spliced from 2 exons.
GUCAGUUUAAAAAAAAAGUCAGGGAAUGGCGUAUGGACUACCCUUCACGGUCCAAGAAACUACAAGUGCACCAAAUCUUUAAAAGAAGUCAGCUGUUCUUGAAAAGAAGAUGGGAGGUCACAGUCAUCAGCCGUACAAGAUACCCAGCCCUGACGUUUACAAGUUGGAGGAUGUGCCGGAAUUGCAACGUGUUCAGGAGAAGUUAGCUAAGAAAGGAUUGAAGGAUCCCUGGCUGAGAAAUUACGUGUGGCGCUAUAAAGGAACUGACACACCAUUCAAACGUGGUCUUAUAACUUUGACCAGAGGGUGGAAGCUCGGCGUGCCUGCAUUUUUGAUUACUAUAGCCAUUGAACAAUAUUUCGGGAUUGACUACCAUGGUGGCCACAAUCAUCACGAAGAAGGCCAUCAUUAACACACACUUGGACGUUAAUGUCUUAUGGUAAAUAGUAGAAAUAUGUCAUUGUCAAAUACUAUGUUACAAAGAUACAUCAUAAACUUAAGUGUGACCUAAGUUUUAUGAGAAAAAUAAACAUUACAAUGUAUAGAGA